This is a messenger RNA of Paramecium sonneborni, 1422 nucleotides long. NCBI's taxonomy places the organism in Eukaryota, Ciliophora, Oligohymenophorea, Peniculida, Parameciidae. The record is from the annotation of a GenBank genome assembly.
AUGGCAUCUCUACCUUAAUAAUUAAAAGAUCUCUUAAAAUAGAUUGACUUAUUUAGUAUACCAGUUCCUGUAUUAACAAAUGAUUCAAAAUCAUAAUAUUCAAGUUUUUACAGUGGACUUAUCUCAAUUUUGGCUUCACUACUUAGUUUAGCCUAUUUUGCUUAUGUUAUUUAAGAAUGGGUUAAUGGUAAUAUACUUCCUACAAUUACAAGCAAUUAAUAAGCCAUGGCAUAUACAGAAUAAGAAAUGGAAGAAAACUUUAUUUAAUUCAAAUUAACAGAUCCAUCUAAUCAUGAUCCUUUUACAAGAAAAAACAAUAUAAUAACUCCAUUGUUAUUUGUUGUUGAGAAUUUUUAAAUUGUUAGUGCUCCUUAACCUUUAUUUAGUGAUGAAAAUAAACCAUUUACAAUAGGAUUAAAAAAAGGAACUUUAGUUGUUAAUAAUUUAAAUAAUUAAAAUGAAGGUGAAUCAUUUAAACCACAAAAAAAUUAUUUAUUAAUAUUUAUUGAAUGUUUGGAAUAAUAUUUAGAUUCAAAUAGUACUUGUGCCAAUAAAUAAGAAAUAGAUUAAUAUAUGUCGGAGUAUCAUGGAUUUUUAUCAAUUAUUAUGAAAUUGGAACAAUAUAGUUUUAAAAAAGAUCAAAUAGAAUAAAUAACAAAGUAAGCUUAUCAAGCACUUUCUCCUACCUAUAUUUAAUAUACUUAAAUUGCAAUUUAAUAAAAAGAAAUUAAUCUUGAUAAUGGUCUAUUAUUUUAAAAUUAAAUUACUUAUAAAUUAAUCAAUGAUUUCUACUUAAUUAAUUAAUCGAUAGAUAAUAAAUAUAUAUAAAAUAUUGCUUCAUCAUUUUCAACUUAGAAAUUUGAAUUAAGUGCUAUUUUUACAUAUUAGAUAAGCAUUGAUAAUUUGUAAAUUUCAGAAAGAAUUAUUAUGCCAAAACUAAGUGCAGUUUUGGCUUAUAUAGGAUCAAUUGUUUAAGUUAUAUUUAUGUUAAAGUAUUUAGCAAUUUAUAUCAAUAAUCAAUAAUUUAAAUAAGAGAUGUAAACUGAAAUUCUUCAUAUGUACUACCCAAAUUUAAGAAAUAUCAUUAUAAAUAGAAACUUCUUUGGUUAGAUAAUAUCCACUAAUUAAACAAAUGAAGGUAAUUAAAAUGAAAACUUUAUAAAAUAAUAUUAGGGACAUCUUGAUUUAGCAUUUAGAAAGCUUCGGCUGAUAAAUAUUAUUUAUGAAUUAUCUAGAAUUGAAUUAUUGAUGGAAAAAAAUUUUGGUCUUGAAAAUGUAAGUAUGUGUAAUUAAUUGGGAACAGAAUUUUAAUUUAAUAAUUAUGAUAAAAAAAAUGAAUCUUUAAGAGCAUCCAUUUUAUCUGCAGGGAAUUAAGGACAUUAACAUUAAGAUGAUAUCUUUACAAUAUUUAAUAAAUCUUGA